Molecule: messenger RNA, 1080 nt
Organism: Lizanozyma spartinae
Lineage: Eukaryota; Fungi; Ascomycota; Pichiomycetes; Serinales; Debaryomycetaceae
Gene: CUE5
Product: ubiquitin-binding protein
Exons: 1
Coding region: 1-1080 (359 amino acids)
Biological process (GO): ubiquitin-dependent protein catabolic process
Cellular component (GO): cytoplasm
Molecular function (GO): ubiquitin binding; ubiquitin conjugating enzyme binding
Source: RefSeq, a predicted model, not a curated record
AUGGCCAAAGAAAAGCUUUCAGCUGCUUCAACUCAACCGGUUGAUCUUGACAAUAAACCAUCGGAGGACCUCCCUCUUGAUGAUAGUGUUACAACUGAAACUGCUCAAGCCGCUUCUACUACUGAAGAACCCAAGAGUACUUCUACUGCACCAGCGGAAGACGAAGAAAAUGCGCCACCCAGACCUCCCAGACCUGAAUCUCCUAUUCUGAAACUCCAAAGAGAGAUGAAGGAAGCAUUUCCUGAUGUUGACGAGAAGACUAUUUAUGCAAUAUUGAUAGCUUCUCGAGGUCAACAAGAGUAUGCUUUUAAUGCCUUACUUUAUUUAAGUGAUCCCAGUUACAAGCCAGAGAUCGCCUUAGUGGAGCAACCUGUUACUACAUCUGUAUUAGGAGGAACAAGAGGAAACACAGGUACUGGGAGUGGUAAUACUGAGGAUGACGAAAGACUUGCACGUGAAUUGCAAAAGGAGUUUGAGCAAGAAGAAAGAAUGCGUAGACGAGAAUAUCGUAGGGCUCAACAACAUCACCAACAUCACCAACAUCAACUGCAAGAUGCACAAGGGAAUCAAGACCUGGAAAUCCCAGACGAAUUUGAACAGAUAAAGGAGACUUUUGCCAAAGGUGUAGAAGACGCUCGUUCAACAAUCAAUGGUUGGGUUUCAUCAUUAGCUAAGAAAAUUGAUAAUAAGAAGAGUGAUGAUGAUGAAAAUGAUUAUGGUAAUAAUGGUGGUCAAGGUAAUGCAGUGAAUUCUCCUAAAUUAUUUGGUGCUUUAGGAGGAUCCAGUGUUACUGGUAGGACUCAAGGAGGAAGACAAGGUGGUAAGGCACGUUUCGACGAAGAUCCUGUGAUCCUUUCAUCUGGUGUUAAUCUGAUAAGUUUGCACAAUCAAGAAGCUGAUGAUUCUGAAGGUCCCGCAUUACCUAAACGGAAGGAGAGUCCUGGAGCUCCACCAAGUACCAAAACUUCUGCGAAACCAAGUAAAUGGCAACCAUUGAACUCCGAUGUUCCAGUCAACUCUGAUGCGUUUUUGGUAACUGACAGCGACGACGAAUUGGAAAGUAAGAAAGAGAAGAAAUAG